This is a messenger RNA of Ornithorhynchus anatinus (platypus), 5618 nucleotides long. It is a transcript of the gene OTUD3, whose product is annotated as OTU deubiquitinase 3. The transcript has 8 exons. Lineage: Eukaryota; Metazoa; Chordata; Mammalia; Monotremata; Ornithorhynchidae. Gene Ontology annotation, biological process: protein deubiquitination. Bases 27 to 1238 code for a protein of 403 amino acids. The record is from RefSeq and is a predicted model, not a curated record. Gene Ontology annotation, molecular function: cysteine-type deubiquitinase activity.
GCGGUCAGCGGGCCGGGGCCCGGACCAUGUCCCGAAAGCAGGCGGUGAAGGCCCGGCCCGGCCCCGGCAGCGGCGGCAAGAAGGCCGAGGCGGAGCGGAAACGGGACGAGCGAGCGGCGCGGAGAGCGCUGGCCAAGGAGCGGCGCAACCGGCCCGACCCCCGGCCCGGCCCCGGCCCCCGCCCCGGUCCCGAGGACGAGUUCCUCAGCUUCGCCAACCAGCUGCAGGCCCUGGGGCUCAAGCUGCGAGAAGUGCCGGGCGACGGCAAUUGUCUGUUCCGAGCCCUGGGCGAUCAACUGGAGGGGCAUUCACGCAGUCAUCUCAAACACCGCCAGGAAACUGUUGACUACAUGAUAAGACAGCGGGAGGAUUUUGAGCCCUUUGUGGAGGAUGACAUUCCCUUUGAGAAACAUGUUGCCAGUUUGGCAAAACCUGGUACUUUUGCUGGCAACGAUGCUAUUGUAGCCUUUGCAAGAAACCAUCAAAUGAAUGUGGUGAUUCAUCAGCUUAAUGCUCCUUUGUGGCAGAUUCGUGGUACAGAUAAAUCCAAUGUAAGAGAGCUGCACAUUGCAUAUCGGUAUGGAGAACACUACGACAGCGUGCGGAGAAUAAAUGACAACUCCGAAGCUCCUGCCCAUCUGCAGACUGAGUUCCAGAUGCUUAGUAAAGAUGAAGCAAAUAGGCGAGAGAAAAUCAAGCCAAAGAGGGAAGAGUUCGAAGAGGACUUGAAGGAUGAAGCGGAAGACGCUGCUCAGAAAGAUGUGAAUUUAAUAGUCCAGAACCUGGAAACUGAGAAUUACAACAUUGAAUCUGCAAUACUGGCCAUGCUUCAGAUGAACCCAGGGAAAAGAAAUACUCCAUAUCUUUCCUCGGAAGAGUCCGAAGAGAAACUGGAGCCCGACAGCCAAACUCAGAAACUACGCGGUCCUUUAUGGGAGGAGAGCGGAAGUGGAGCCAAAACCUCUGGAAGCCAAGGCUCAAGUGAAGGUGGAACAGAAAACAACAAGAUUCAGCGUAGCCCGACUGAAGAAAAUAAAGCAAAUAAAAGCCAGCUCCCAAAGGUAACGAGUAAACAAAAGAAAGAGCAGCAGCGCCUGGAAAAGAAGAAGAGACAGGAAGAGAAGCAUCGCCAGAAAGCCCUGGAGAACAGAAGUAAUAAUACAGAUAAUAACAGAAGUGAGACGGAUGCUAAUACCCAAAUCACCUUAGUGAAGACCUUUGCGGCUCUGAACAUUUGACUCUGUGGGCGUGAGGCAUUUUUAGUAAGCUGAAGGAAAAGGAAUCGUUGAACCCGGAGGUGUCCCAAGCUUUCCAGCGAAGCCAUCUUUAAACACAACAAUAGUUUGUCUCCAGCUCUUUUUUCUAAACCGCUUCCUUAAUGCAUGCUUUUUCGUGUUUGUUUUUGUUUAACUUAUUUUUCUUUAACCACAAGUGCAGUACAAACCUUAGCUGUUACAUCACCGAGGACUUCAGCUGAUGAGGGAGAUUAGGCCAGGUGAAAAAAAAUUGAAAUGUGGCUUGUCUCGUACUACACUCUGAGUUCAGUGGUCUUGGGCUCUUUCAUUAGCAUCUGAGGGGGCGAGUUUUCCUGUAUUAUUGUUAAUACUGUAGAUUCAUAGUUAAAAAUCCAAGAAUGACCAGUCUCUUUUCUUUUACCCCUCAGUUUUUAAGGAUUAAUGACAGGGUAGUUUGUAAAUGAUCUCCAACUCAGGAACAAAUUUAGAUUUCACUUUUUCUUCUAAUCCAAACUGCUUAAAACAGAAUUCAGGAAAUCUUUUCCAGAGCUCUUCAACAGGAUGAAAAAUCAGUCUGUAUUUCUCCACCUUCUACUGUAAUGUUUCCGCCUGGAUGCAGAGUCUCUCAGUUCUGUUGCAUUCAAGCCAUACGAUAAAGACUCGUGACUGUUAACGACGCUUGGGCUGUGCAGGAAAACCAGGGCUGUUUGAUGUAUCUUUUUUUGAGUAGGUGUCUUGCAGAUGAAUAGAUGGUUUGCUAUUGUUUACAGGAGAUUGCUGGGGUUCUGAAAUGCUUGGUGCAGGAGCCUCCUUUUACCAAACUGCUUUCGUAGAAUAAGAGGGGUGUAGGAUUUCCUGAUUUAUUUCUGGGGAAAAGCUUCUCCCAAAAUGAAUUCUGUGAAUCCAAAGCCUCUUUUAUGAGUUGCGAUCCAGGGUAUCCAAAGACUGGCAUUUAAAAAGCAACAACAGAAAGUCAUUUGGGCACCUGGAAUUCCUUUUCCUCUCUUUCAGAUAUAGAAAGCUGCUACCUAGGUUUCUUUAGCAUUAUGAAAACUAAGCUUAGUGGGUAGUAUAAUUACUUUUUCUUUCCUCGUAACCCCUGUUUGGGAUUUUUGAGGUCUAAAACUUCCCCCACAGAGGUCUGAGUAAGUUGGAGCCAGGCGUUCCGGUUAGACAUCUUUGUCAAUGCCUCUGACCUGGGUCAUUGCAAGUCUGAUUCUACACUAGUGUGGAUAGGUUGGAAAAAGAGAAGAGGUGGCAGUACCCAGGUUUUUUAGAUGUAUGGAGAGUAGGAUUUUAAAAGCUGAAUAUGUGGACUGACUCAUCUCUGACAAACUUCAUUUUCGGGGCUAACGUUUGGCUACAAGUCAUGAGUUAAGUGACAUUAUUUGCAGGUCAGAUUCUUUAAGAAACAAUUCCAACAGCUAUAAAAAGUCCCAGUAGGGGGAAAUCUACAAGCAAUAUUUGAUUUGUAUGCAUAUAGUCUAGGCCGGCCCUAGAUUCAUGGGAUUAUACCUUUUUUUAACAACUGGAUGGAUCCCCGCUUUCUGAUGUUUGUUCAUUUUCUUUGUCCAAGCUUUUGAUGAAUUGCACUGUAAUUAUGAAUCAUCUCAUGGGGGCUUUUUUUGGAGGGUUGGUUUUUUUUUCCCCAGAAGGGGGUGGUUUGGGACCUUUUCAGAAUACAGCGUAAUGUUUUUCAGGUUUUUUAAAUAGUUCACGGGACACGGACUGUGCAUAUUGAUCUCAUUUACAACCUUCGCCUCUGCAUAUUGCAGAAUUCCCUGCAUUUACUAGCCUCUACUUCCUUAUCCCAGCUCUUCUAGAAGUCUGCCUUUAAAUAAGUUCUUUUCUGGACACUCUAGCCUUGAGGACAUGUGCUGCUGGUGCCCUUCUCUGGAACAGAGCUCUUUCUGAUUUGAACUGCCCUCCUUUUGCGCUGGAUGGACGACCCAGCCGGAAAGCAAAAGGGAGACUGGUGUGUGGAUCUUGAUCGGUCAGAGGUAACUGAUUAAAAGGAACUUCGCCAAGACACGGUAGAGGAAGCUCCGUCCCUGCUUCACUGGCCGCUACGUCCAGGAGAGACGUAAGGGAGAAAUCAUGCUACGUUGUUCAGUACGAUCGGGAAGGAGAUAAUGGACCAAAGUGAGUGUGGCGAUUCCUGUUGCUCAAACUCCUGGUCGGUGUAGGAAGUGCCAACAGGGAUUAAGGGGGUGGAUUGUGAUUGUUGGCAUGUGCUUGCAGUUCCUGCUAUAAGAUUUGCUCCCUGGAUGAGUGUGUUGUUGCAUAAAGUGAAAACAACCUGGCAGAAGUGUACGCUCUAAGGAUGGGCUUCAGUAACCCCAAUUAGUUGCCACACUGAGCUGCAGAAGGGGUUGGGGGCCGGGCGGAGGGGGGUUGGAGCGUGGGCAGGAAACAUGAGGAUGGCAGAUGCUGUCUGGAGAAAGUUGUGGCCCUAAUGGAGCUGCUGCUGCCUUCCUUCUGGGACUAUGUCUGUAAAUCUGGCGACUGCCAUUCCGCCCCUCUUACUUUCUUGCUCCCGAUAGCACCCAACUGCGAUGGUAUCAGGAAGUAUCUCCUGCCACCUCAGAAGUGGGUAUCCCCUCGAGUCACACAAACCAGGUAGUUUUUCUUCCAUAAGUCCUGAAAGCACUUCUAUAGCCAUAUCAAGAUUUUAAAAAGCAUACUGUUCCUGGAGUGCAGCAAGAACUGGACUAGGGAGAGGAGAAAUGAGCGUAUUAUUUGGAUAAGCUACUCCAGGGAAGUCCUUGAAUGUGAAUCAGUCAGAUUUUUUGAGCGCUUACUGUGUGCAGAGCGCUUGUGAAUGUGUUUUAAAGGAGAAAAUUGUAUUUUUCCCUCUACUAAGCGUGCAUAGGCUGGCCUGGCCGGCUGGCCAUGGUGCUGGGGAAGUUCUGGAUUUUAGCGUGGGAAAUCUACACUGUGAAUGCUCGUUUAGCAGAGAUGUUAGGCCGUGUCAUGGCUUCCAUUUCUACACCUUUCUUCUUUCAGAAGAACUCCCUAAGUCUCUGCUAGGGUUUUACCCCAUUCAGAUUUAGAACUCCUCGAUGGAGUGGAUGCAGCGAUAAUCAGUUCAACCUCCUGAAAAUGUAAAAUACCAUAACUGCUGAGAUCCUUUUCCCCUCUGAAGGUACCGAAAGGGACUCUGAGUUGAAAGUAGCUUUGGAAAGUCAUUCUUGCCCAAAAGGUCCUUUCAGGGUUGGAAGAGAGUAGAGUUUAAUGACUUCAUUUGUUGGGCCAGUGACUGUCUCUCCCUCCACAGUGGUCAUAAAAAUAGAAAUUGACCUAUCUCCCUUGAGGUUAUAUCGGCGCUUGAACUCUGAAUCCGCCAGAUCAAGUCCAUCAAUUUUUCUCGUGUUUUGCUGCCUCUCCGAUUCUUUCUGCCAUUCUCCAUCUUGUGUUUCCCACCACUGAGGCACUGAAAUGGAGUGUUUCAAAUAAGUGUGGGAUCAGUAAUACAGAGUCUUUCCCUACUAGAUUAUCUUGUGGAAUCCCACCACAGUUCGUCAGGAAGGGAAGGCAACCUGUCAACAAUUAUGUGAUUCCCCUGGGAAGCCAAUUGGUACAUCUGGCUGUAGUACCUUCUGACAAGAACGUUCAUAUUUGGUGUCCUUCACCUCAGAUCGAGGCCCGUAGACCGUUUCAUCCUAACCCCGGUCCCUUCACCGUUGCUUGAGGGACACGGUGGAAUGGCGUCCAUGCCGAAAACCUGUGUGACUCCUCUCUUGCUCUUCCUUUUUUGUGCGUCUCCUGAUCGACAUCAGUCCAGCACCUCUUCACCAGCAGCAAAUUCAUUUAAAAGAAAGUUAAAAGCUAUUGCACUUCCGGUGACUCAGGAGUCAAAGCCAACGUGUCUAGGGCCGAAACUGUAGUAUACUUGUAUUUCCCUUUCUGGGGGGAGAGACAGAGAGAAAGGGAAAGAGAGAGAGAGAGACUGAUUGUGUGUGUGUCUGUGUAUGUGUGUAUAUGUGAGAGAGAGUGAAGAUGAGUCUCCAGAGAGCCUUUUUUUCAUGUUAUCCAAUUGCACAACGCUUAUUUUAACUUCUCUCCGGAGAUACCUUAGACCUCCAAGAGAUCAGGAGCCAUAGAGUUGCAAGUGUGAGACCUGAGACCUACAGUCUGUUUAAAUGGUACACCCCCAAGGUGUUAUCUUUCUGUGGAUUUCCAUUGAUCUGACACUUAAAAAAUGAACCAAAGUACUGUAUUUGGCUAUCUGCAGUGUUUUCCAAACCAAAUGUUUCUGUUCUAUGUUCUUCAUUUUAAAGACUUGGUGCAAUAGAAGCUGCACAGAUGUGCCACUUUAUGAAACUGGAGUUUUGUAUAACCGAUCAAUUGUAGAUUAAAAGCAAAGCUUUCGAGUUGUUUUUA